This is a messenger RNA of Amphimedon queenslandica, 2791 nucleotides long. Its product is annotated as AP-5 complex subunit beta-1-like. Gene Ontology annotation, biological process: endosomal transport. The transcript has 34 exons. Lineage: Eukaryota; Metazoa; Porifera; Demospongiae; Haplosclerida; Niphatidae. The record is from RefSeq and is a predicted model, not a curated record. Gene Ontology annotation, cellular component: lysosomal membrane; AP-type membrane coat adaptor complex. Bases 6 to 2747 code for a protein of 913 amino acids.
UUUUUAUGGAUCCUCUGUGGUAUGAGUUUAGAUCUUCCCCUGCUUCCUUCUUACAGAAGAAUAGAACUAAUGUAGAAGGAUUGGUCCACGACCUCCUUCAGAUUCUUUAUUCUGAUGACAAGACUAUUACAUUAAAGCUGAAUGUAUUGGGCAUUUUACAAGAGCAUGGCUCAUUUUUAUUAGAUGAUAUAAACAGGCUUGAGCUGGUAUUGGGCACAUUAAAGAACAUCGUUAAAGAGCAGAGAAACACUGCAGAACCAAUUUAUAUGUCACAAGUACUUGUUACUAUUACCGAUUUAUUACUGCAAACUCAAUUUCUAGAGAGUGUGCAACCUUAUCUUAUAGAAUUUGUAUCAAUGCUUUUAGAAAUCAUCGAGAAACUUAAAACUGAGACAAAUCGCCUGCUGAGGUCAACAGCUUGUGAUUGUCUAAAGGAGAUAGAGCUCUCAAUACCAGGGCUAUUGUGUGAUAUUGUGGGUCAUCUCUUUGGCAUGUGUCAAGCUGAGAAUUCCUUUAUUCAUCAGCACUACAUGGGUCUCUUUGCUACUGCUCUUUGUCAUAAUGUGCAAAAAGUUGCUAUCUUGCCUAAUACUGAAAGUAAUUUUCCCGAUGAUGAAGGGACAGUAAGCAGUUCUUUGCGUGAUGUAUUGUUUCACGAUGGACGGAGACCUCAAGUAUUUGAACCUCCUCCGAAAUACUGGAAACUAUCAAAACAUAUAGCAAAAAUGCCUCUUAAUGAUGCCAUUAAAGUACCUGACAGUACCGAUCAGUCAGAGCUCAUGAAAGCUAUCUCCUUCCUUGUUGAUCACUGCCACUUGUUCACUACACACUUUAUGGUUCAAAUUAUCUUGAAAGUUAUGAGGAUUAUAUUAUGCAGCACCUUGUCACCAGUGAUGUUGAAGAGUCUAUUGCUUCGAUACUCUUGUUGCUAUGAUAUUCAAUUAUGGAAUAUGAUGCUACUAAUGAAAGUCUUGUUCACUGAAGGGAUUUGUGAUGAAAAGGAUGAGCUAGUUAUAUUAAGAAGGUUGAUAAUAAUGAGUGGCCAUCCUUGCUUGCCUUCACAUCAGUGUGCCAUAGCUAUUCAGUGGCUAUUGCAACUAGAGAAUGAUGAGCCAAAACAGUUUCUGAGUGAAGUUGAUUCUCACAUGCUUGAGCCGCUUCAACCAGUCGUGUUUGAUGCUGAUGAGAUAUUGUGGUUCAAACUAUUAACACUCUCUGGCAUAUAUCAAGACUCAAGUAAUGAUGAUAUUAUAACUGGUUUUAAAAGUGUACUCGGAGCAUUGCAGAAACCUUUAUUGUGUGGCAUAUCUGGGUCUCCAUGUCGACUGUUGUAUAGGAUAAUGCUGCUGUUCUUUGAAACUUUUGAUGACGACAUGAAAAAAUACAUUGAAAGAGUUGCUGCUAACAUUUUGGUAGCUCAUGCAGAAUUCACUCCACAGUCACUGGAUUUGAUGGCACUAGUUAGCAAGAGAAUGGAAAAUGAGACAAUGUCAGGCAGCAUAUUAUCUGAAGUAUGCCAAUGGCUGCAGACACUAGAGAUCAGUGAACUGUGUCUCAAACUUGAGUAUCAUCUCUGCCUUUGUACUGCUGCAGCCAAAUCUAAACAAGUUUGGCCUCAGAUUCCACUCCAAAUAUUGAAGAAGGUUAUAAUGGAUAGCUCAGUGUGUCAGGAAGGUGACUGGGACAUUGGUAAUGCUAUACUGCUAGCCCUUUGUACUCUAAUGAAAGUAUUACCUUCUGAUGGAACAGCAGCCAAAGAUCUGGCUAAUCUUUUGCUCACUAUGUCCAAGAGUUUCAUGGAUAUUGAUAUUCGUGACAGAGCAAGAAUUUAUCUCCAGAUUUUAUUGACAGUAUCAAAUGAAAAGUUGUCAGCUUUAUUGUCUGAGUCAGAGAUCAGUUCUGAUCUAUCACAGGCAGUUGAUGCUGGUAUUUCUAAUAAUGUGUAUCCAAUAUCAUCUUCUGUAAAGACAAUCAGCACAUCAGUCUUUAUCUUAGAAAGGGCUGAAUAUCGCCAUAAUAAAUGGACCAAUAGUUGUAUUGAUGUUGAUGAUUAUUGUCAGUGGAUUAGUGAGCAGCCCAAUAUGUUUGUAUUGCAUAUACCUUGCAUCAUAUCUCUGUCGAAGGGCAAACCUGAUUGGGUAUCUGAUAAAGUGUAUGCUGUGGUCUUACAGUUCUCCAGUUCAUCAUCAUACAUUAAACCACCAGAUAUUCGAAUACCCUCUAUAUCAAUGGGAGAAGAAGUGUCAAUUAUUGUAAAUAUAAAGGCAGUCAAGCCAUUCCCUGCUAGCUUUGAAAUCAAAGGAAUCUUUACAAAUGAUGAUGGUGACACUUGUACAUGUCCACUUGAGCCCAUUCAAAUUUACUUUCACGAGUUAUUCCAUUCUCCUCCAUUAGAUAAUGCCAAGGCUUCUGCUAAGGGACUUUUCAAUUUUUUAUGGGCAAAAAUUAAAAAUGAAGAACACUCCAGGAGCUGUCCUACUAAUGAAGGUGCACUCUCUGUCAUGAGAUUAGAACUAUCAUAUCAGAAACUUCAUGAUUCAUUGGUGAACAAACUUACCCCUUACUGCCCUUAUCUGCAACCUCUAAAAGAUGAAGGUUCCUAUGAAGUAUUAUUGUUCUUACCACCUCACUAUCACAUUCUGUUGAAGUGUUCUCCUGAUGAUACAACUAGCGUAGUUGAAAUAGCCACUGAUCUUUGGAUGCUCUUACCUUUUGUUGGAGAAUGGCUUAAGAAUAUAUCUUCUUAAAUUUAUAUGAUUUUAAAUGACUUUAAAUUGAGAGAAACAGUUUU